CCCUGCUUUGGCCGACCAAGGUCUGAGGCCAAACCUCCGCACCAAUCAAUGCCAAGCACUCCACCUCGAAUAGCGAUUAUUUGUCUUUGGUUGGAACUGGCUGAGGAGAUAGCAAGCCAGAUAUCUAGUCAAUUUCAAGUCAAUGGAGAGCAUGCGCUGAGCCAUUGGAAUGCAUUGAUAUGGAAGGAAUACAGAAGUUUGGUGGUGUGUAGCCGUCACUUGUAG
Bipolaris zeicola 26-R-13 is the source of this 225-nucleotide messenger RNA. RefSeq lists its product as uncharacterized. The transcript has a single exon. The record is from RefSeq and is a predicted model, not a curated record. Lineage: Eukaryota; Fungi; Ascomycota; Dothideomycetes; Pleosporales; Pleosporaceae. The annotation marks the transcript as partial.